UGUUUUCUUCUCGUUUCUUUCCAUGGCUCAUUUGUGUAUAUUGGCUUGGAAUUAUCGCACUUUUGGAGAGGUUUACUCAGUCCUUGAGUAAAACCAAUUUGGCCUCCAACAUAUGACAAACACUACCUUGCCCCCUACAACAAAGCAAUCGGGGAUGGAGAUGAGUUUGUUUCAAAUAGAUCUAGGGUUGGAUCACGUUUCUACGUGCAAUUGUGCAGAGAGAAGGGGUGGUUUGACCCUGUUUCGGAGUGAGGAGAGUAAUCUUCAAGUUUCCUUUUUCUCGCUAUUGAUAGAUCUAGGGCUGGUUUUGCUGUUCUAUAGGCAAUUGUGCAUAGAGAAACCAUCUCACAUCGUUGUUGUAAUUGUAGAUCCAGGUGGCUGUCAACAGCCAUCAAUAGGGUAUUCUGGCCAACUAGAGAUGGUUUCUCCUAUGCCUCAACGGCGUUUAGGUGAUUUCAAGGAUUUUUUUAGCAAAUCAGCAAAGGAGAGGGGCUUUCUCAGAUUCCAGUUGAUUUUUGCGAGAGGGGCCAAAAGGGGAGAACGUCAGUGGAGGUUGAUUGGUGACGUCGGUGGUGUUCUGCAAGGGAAGAAUGCCACUUCAGUCUCAAAAGGGGCUCUAGUUCCUUUAUUGAAAUUUGGCAACAAAGGCUUGCAAAGGAUUGGAAUAGUUAGGAUCAUGGUUGGGAGCCCAUGGCGACAAGAGAGGCGCCUGGGUUUGUAUGGAGGAGCAUGGCCCUCUUAUUGAUUGAAACUGUUUUAGGGACGACAUAUAGUGGGUUGGGGACUGCUGAUGUCGAAUUUUCCCUGCUCUCCCCAUGAAGCUUGCUAAAUAGAUGAGGAUGUCCAGU
Messenger RNA from Rubroshorea leprosula, 848 nucleotides. NCBI's taxonomy places the organism in Eukaryota, Viridiplantae, Streptophyta, Magnoliopsida, Malvales, Dipterocarpaceae. The record is from the annotation of a GenBank genome assembly.